Molecule: messenger RNA, 1383 nt
Organism: Rotaria sordida
Lineage: Eukaryota; Metazoa; Rotifera; Eurotatoria; Philodinida; Philodinidae
Source: the annotation of a GenBank genome assembly
AUGAUUCGUUUUAUUUGUUACAAAAGAUUAUAUCAGAUAAAUUUUAUUCGUUUUAUAUGUUUACGUACUCAAUAUUUAAUUAUUAUGUUUAAAAAAUGUCAAAUACGAGGUUUUCGUGCUAUAAUAUUUUUUCUUAUAUUAAUAUUCUUGUUUUUGUAUACGGUUGAUAAUAAUCAAAAUCAAUCUAGUAAAGUUUUUUCUACUGAUAUUUUUUAUAUAAAUACAACUAUUUCCAUACCUAUUCAAAAAUUUAAACAUCAAUCUUAUCGUCUUGUACUUCUUUGGACUAGUCUAUUUACUGAUUAUUAUUGGCAUCAGGAAUCAUUGUUUAAUUUAUCUAGAAUUAUUUCUUGUUCACCGAUACAUCAAUGUCAAUUUACACGUGAUAAAAGUAAAUUAUCUCAAGCAUCCCUCGUUGCAUUGCAUCUAUAUGAUAUAAAUAGAAAUGAACUACCGCAAAGAAAACAAUUACAAACUGAUAAUCAAAAUUGGAUAUUUAUUACAGGUGAAAGUCCAAUUAAUUUUUAUUAUCAAAAUCCAUCAUUUUAUCCACAAAUAUUAGAUCAAUAUUUCGAUAGAGCAAUAUCAUAUAAACAUGAAUCACCAUUUACAAUAUUUACACCAAUAGUAAAAUCUCGAAUAUUAUCUAAUGAAAUAAAAUCAAAUUUAUCAUUAUCAUAUAGACAUGAAAUACAAUAUGAACAACAAUUGAAUAUUAAAAGUUUAAAAUUAAAAAAAAAACCUAUUGCAUGGAUUGUAUCUAAUUGUAUAACAUUUUCACAACGUGAAAAAUAUGUUGAAAAAUUAAAAAAUUUUAUUCAUAUUGAUAUUUAUGGUAAAUGUGGUAAAUUAUGUUCAAAAGAAAAUAAACAUCAAUGUGAUAUUAAUCUUCAUGAAUAUUAUUUUUAUUUAGCAUUUGAAAAUUCUCGUUGUAAUUCAUAUAUAACAGAAAAAUUUUGGAAUAUUAUUUCUGAUAAUACACAUCGUCUUGUACCAAUUGUUAUGGGUGCAAAUGAAAAUGAUUAUAAACGUAUAGCACCUAAACAAUCUUAUAUUCAUGUUAAUAAUUAUAAAACACCUGAAGAUCUUGCUAAAUAUCUUAAUUAUCUUAUUAAUAAUCCUGAAAAAUAUCUUGAAUAUCUUCAAUGGCGAGAAUAUACAAAAAUUGAAUUAAGAAUUCCUGAAACAUGGAUGAGUCUUUUAUGUCCUUUAUGUCAAAUGGCAUAUGAAACUCCAUUAUCGAUAUAUGAACGACUUAAUUUUUCAUCAUGGUACAAUCCAAAAAUUGAAUGUCAUCAUAGUGAUGUAAAAGUAUUUACACAAUGUAAACAAACAAAUUUAAAUGUUUGGAUGAGUUGGAUACAUAAUAUUAAAUGUCCAUAG